Molecule: messenger RNA, 591 nt
Organism: Fibroporia radiculosa
Lineage: Eukaryota; Fungi; Basidiomycota; Agaricomycetes; Polyporales; Fibroporiaceae
Exons: 1
Coding region: 1-591 (196 amino acids)
Source: RefSeq, a predicted model, not a curated record
AUGACCGCGAAGGCGCGGCGGACAGUCAACCCAGGACUCAUAAAGGGAGGGCAGCAGACAGGCUUGCAUCCCCAGCCUCAAGUCUCGGAUAUUCGCACAUUACUAUCAUCCUCCCACUCCCUUCUAGCAGUCAUGCGUAGCCCCAUCAUCGCCUUCUCAAUCGUCGCCGCGACCGUCGGCCCAACACUCGUUGCCGCCAUGUCGAACUCCCCCGGGGGCAAUACCCCCAUGCGCGCUCGGGUGUCAGAAGUCAAGACUAAUGAUAACAGCCCGCUCCCUCUCGAGCGCCGGGGAGAAACUCCCUUUAACCUUAAGAAGGCGUCGCUGAAGAAUUCAGACAUCCUAGGCAGCCUCGAAGCGCCAAGAGGGUCGAACGCCAAUCCCAGCACCGAUUCCGAUUCCCUGGGCGACGCCAACACUGUGACCGACAUGGCUAACACCGCUGCCAAGAACGACGCAGAAACCUUUCAAGGCGCUCACGUCGCUCCUAGCGAACCCACCAAUCCAAACCCCGAAGGCAGGGCAGGCAGUGUACUCGAAAGGCCCCAACCAGGUAGUGGCAUGAACGGAAUAAAGAAUGCUAAUGCCUGA